AUGAAAUGUUUGGACUUAAAGCCAGAGCACGUGGUCGCUGACAUUGGCAGUGGAACGGGUGCCAUUUCGAAAGAUCUCUUUGAAUUUUCAGAUCUUCACAAUCCUAUUUGGUGUGUUGACCCCAGUGUGGAAAUGCAAGAUGUUGCUCGACAAAAGAAAGGGGUUAACUCGAUUCUGAAAACAGCUGAAGAAUUUUUUUCGAAUCCGCAAAUUAGCGAGAGGUUUGACCGAGUGAUAGCUACUAUAAGUGCACAUCAUUUUGUAAACGCCGAUGCUGUUUUUGAGGGAAUACUCCGUAGUCUACGUCCCGGUGGUUUUUUCUUGCAAUUCAACGCCAUCAAGAGCACUCUCCCGUCAUUUAAAAGUGCAAAAAUGCUUCUUAGCCAAUGCUUUGAGCGAGAGAAUGAAUUCAGCGACCUAUUGUUGAGAAAAAUCGGUUUGAAUGCAAACAUUUUUGAGGAGGAGUUCUCCUUUUCAGCGGGGAUAAAGAAAUCGAAGCUGUACGAACGAUAUCGAUGCCGUUUUGUAAGUUUAUUUCAGAAAUAA
Molecule: messenger RNA, 546 nt
Organism: Porites evermanni
Lineage: Eukaryota; Metazoa; Cnidaria; Anthozoa; Scleractinia; Poritidae
Source: the annotation of a GenBank genome assembly